AUGCUUUCAGCGCUAGCGGUGGUGCUGCCGUCACACGCUGUCGUAGGCACCACCGAGUCCUCGCUAGCGCUCGUUCUGCUUGAAGACGCCCUACAAAAUGCCCAAUUCGCUCAGUCCAAUCCCAGUCAAUCGGGCCCACACCUGAGUUACCUGCCCAAGGCGCGCCAGAACUACAUAGGCGGAAACGAAGACUCCCCAGGCCCCACAAGCCCAUUGCAAUUCUACGCCCCAAAGAGCUAUUUUUCCAAAAAGUGUUCCUCCCUGGCUGUUUUGGACGUUUCCUUUUGCGACGCCACCAGCACCGUUUUCGCCGCGGCAGGGUCCACGGUUCUGACGUGGGACGUAAUUAAGGCCCAGCGUACGGCGGUGUCGCGGCCUUCGGCGCCAGAUCUGGCGGCAGCGUGCGCCUGGCUCAGUCCGCACUGCGCUGUUUCUGCUGGCGCCGCCUGCGCUGUGAGCUUCUGGGACACUCGCGCGGGCGCCCGAGCGGUGCAUCUGGCAAAAGUGGCUCGAGACAAUUUGUACGCUUUGGGCGCUGCUGAAAACGGUAUUUACGCUGGCGGCGCCGACGGGAAGGUGCAAUUUGUCGAUUUGCGGAACGAGGUCCACGAGGAGCUUGAUUUUGGGCGCCACGGUGCUGUUGUGGGCAUGGACACCGAGGAGUUGGCGGUGGUGUUUGAGGACGGGGCCGUGCGAAUGGCUGCAAAUGGGGCGAGAGAGGCCAGUUUCUGCAGCGAGGCCGUGGCUGCGAAAUCGCGGGUCGGUUGCGCUCUGCUGGAAGGAACGGUGGCUGUUGGCAGCGAAAACGGGGUUGUCAGGCUUUGGAAGGGGGAUAAUCUAAAGGAGAUUGAUGUGCAAUUGGCGGUGUCGUGUUUGGAGUUUUGGGAUGAUGACCUUGUGGGCACCGCUGGAGAGUGUCUCUGGAGGUGGUCGCAGGCCGGUCGCGGUGAGACAUAA
Molecule: messenger RNA, 957 nt
Organism: Candidozyma pseudohaemuli
Lineage: Eukaryota; Fungi; Ascomycota; Pichiomycetes; Serinales; Metschnikowiaceae
Exons: 1
Coding region: 1-957 (318 amino acids)
Molecular function (GO): protein binding
Source: RefSeq, a predicted model, not a curated record